AUGCAUUUUCUUAAUUUCAAAAAUGAGUUGAAAAAGGAACUUCAAAAGAUCAAUUACGGCUAUAAAAAUAGCGGUAAGUGAGUCCGUUUUGACUUCUUUGAACUGUUUGUAACUUUAGGUCUCGAUGAAGAUACCAUUCAUCAAAAUGAAUCCAACAUUUUCGAUAAUAUCUACUCUCCUUUGGUCCUAUUCGGAAUUUUCACUUGUAUCGGAUUCUUCAUUGGAUAUCUAAAUUUUUUCAGGUAAUGUGUACAUUCACAAGAAUCAUUUUUGCACUAAGGUGUUUUUCAGAGCCAACCGUGGUCGCAUUGUGGCUCGCAAGCGUCCUACUUUCUACUAA
Molecule: messenger RNA, 340 nt
Organism: Caenorhabditis sp. 36 PRJEB53466
Lineage: Eukaryota; Metazoa; Nematoda; Chromadorea; Rhabditida; Rhabditidae
Source: the annotation of a GenBank genome assembly